Messenger RNA from Micropterus salmoides (largemouth bass), 2768 nucleotides. RefSeq names its product leucine-rich repeat-containing protein 59-like. NCBI's taxonomy places the organism in Eukaryota, Metazoa, Chordata, Actinopteri, Centrarchiformes, Centrarchidae. The record is from RefSeq and is a predicted model, not a curated record. Gene Ontology annotation, molecular function: protein binding.
CGUGGAUUUUCAUUGUGGCAGUCAGUGCUGCCAAAAAGACAGACCCGCCAACGUUUCAGAGCUUUUCCUCUAACUUUGUUCACAUUUAGAAGUUGGACCACUCAUUUUCUUUCCUCCGUUUGUCGCACUUGAACACAGUUUUGUCACAGCUUUCAUAACAGGCCCCAGGAUGAGUAAAAACAGCAAAGUGUUGAACCUGAAGGAUAAAAUCAGUGGGAAAGAAGCGGACCUGAGCUUGUGUAACCUCACUGAGGUGCCAGUCAGAGAGCUGGCUUUAUUUACCAAAGCAACUGUUGUGGACUUGUCCUGCAACAACAUCAUCUCUCUUCCUCCAGAGUUCUGCAACCUGACCCACCUGGUGAAAGUGGAUCUGAGUAAAAACCAGCUGACCUGUCUGCCAGAUGACCUGGGGAACCUGGCCAACCUUCAACAUCUGGACCUGUACAACAACAAGCUGACUGUGCUGCCCGUCAGCUUCUCUCAGCUCAGGAGUCUGAAGUGGUUGGAUCUGAAGGAUAACCCGCUAGAGGCCGGCCUGGCCAAGGCAGCAGGAGACUGUCUGGAUGAGAAACAGUGCAAACAGUGUGCCUCCAAGGUUCUGGAGCACAUGAGAGCUAUUCAGGAUGAGGUUGAUCGCGUACGAGAGAAACUUUUGAGGGAAAAAGAGCUGGAGAGGAAGAAGGAGGUGAAGCAGAGGGAGCGGGAGGCCAGAGAGAAGGAGGCUCGUAAACGGGAGAAGGCGGAGGAGAAGGAGAAGAGGAGGAAAGAGUAUAACGCUCAGAUGGCGGCCGUGGCUGCACGGGAGCAACAGAAGAAGAAGAAUGAGGAGAAGAAGAAAAAGAAUGGACAGGCAGCAGAUAAAAAGCUUGUUGUGGAAUCGGCUCCUAAACCUCGGCGUUCUCUUGUUGGCCUGAUGUUCAAGCUCCUCCUCCUGCUGCUACUGGGAUUGGCCGGAGUCGCCGCUGCAUGCCGGCUGACCGACCUGCGGAAGGAAGCCGUGUGUGUGCCGGUCAAUGUCGCCGUGGACGACAGCCUAUCCUGGGCCAAAGAGCAGGAGGGUGUGGUUAGACAGCUGGUGCAAAAUCUGUCCUCUGCAGCGAAAGAGUUUCUUGAAUCUACGCAAGCGUCUAAGAACUAAACUAUCAUCUGCUGUCAUCAACUUCCAGAGCUGCAGGUUUUCCACUUCCACCUGUGAAUCCUGGCUUUUUUUAAUAUGCUGAAAUCAUGAAUCUCAUUAAGAUGGACAACCCUGCAUCCCCUCACCCUGUUUGAGGUGCUGGGAGGUGAAGAGUCUGUACAGAUAGAUAAAGGGGGGUGGACAGAUGUGUUAAAAUCAUCUUAAAUUCCUAUGGAAUUGUUGUCGCUCUUGUACCCUUCUUUGUACAGCCUGUUUUUAAAAAAACUCAUCGUCUUAAAUGCCGUCCGUGUUCUGCACUUUGACCACCACCCAGAGCUGGUUUGUGUUCUUGUGCAUCGUGUGGAACGUGGGUUGUAUUUGAGAGAUGUUAAGUGAAAUGUCAAGUGGCCAUGUCAGUGCUGCACUGGAGUGUCGAAUCACAUGUUUGCUGCCAGUCAGAGUCGUGCAUCAGCCAGUGUUAGAUGUGGCAGUCUGAGCAUGUGCAGUGAAGGCUGCGCAAAUGCAGAACUGGCUCAUCUGUGGCCUCCUCUUUUCUUUAUAGUCUUACAGUCACCAGCUAAAUCUCACAGCAAAUACACACACACACACACACACACACACACACACACACACACACAUUAUCUUAUCACAUAUAUAAUGGUAUCAGGUGUGUCUGCUGGCUAACGACUAACAAGAAAUGCCAAAGAUACGUUUGAAGUCAUUUAGAAACAGCGUUGUCAUUACGUAGUUUGUCCAGCUCAGUGCAGUACUGUAAUAUUAUCCAUUUACAAGAAUAUAUUUGCCGAUUUAUUUUUCAGUCAAUUAACUAACUGAAUCAUUGACUAAUCUUUUCAGUAAAAAAAACAGCCGAUUAAUCAUCAUCAGAUUUUUAUAAACUCAAAUAUUGAUAUUUAUUCUGGCCUCUAAAAUCCUGUAUUAGUCAGGCUCCAAUGUAUUAAACUGUAUUAAAAGGACCAUACUGAUAGUUUUCCAUGUGUUAGCUAUACGCUAGACCUACUUUCCUACACUUAUUGGUUUCCAUUAAUUUCCGUACAGUCUGAAAAGUAACUUGAAGCUCGCCAUCACAGUACACAUCAAGUCUGCAAGAAUAUGUGUUAAAGUGAAUUUACUGUAACAAGAUACAGACUCUUAAUAUCCACUUAAACGUCAUUACCACACAAAUAAUGGAACUUCAGCACAAAUACAUCCAGACUUGAUGUUCACUGUUAUGGAUGGAUUACACAGACAAUUGAAAGCAAUGGCUGCAUGGAAGGGAGGAAAACAUUAGCAAAAACGUUAGCUGUAAUACAAGUGUACAUGGUUUUUUUUUUGUUUUAUUAGUUGUAAAACGAUUGGUAUGGUCCUUUUUAACUCUAAAUCAUCUGAUAAAUAAGGAUCAAGUUAUAUUGAACUAGUGGUCCUUUCUUCUUGUAAUCAUGUCAUGUCUUAUGUUAACUAUAGAAAUAAAAGGCAACUGGCAGAUUAUUUUACUGUUCUUUCAGUUUUAACUGGUGACUUCUGAAAUGCAUCUUCUUGUCAUUUGUCAGGGUGUCUUCAUGCAAAAAGCUGCCUUUGCUGCUGUGGUUCUUGUAAAGCUUUCUCCAUGCUCAAACAUUGUCAGCACCAAUAAAUGGCUAUGCACUGCAAGACA